Cricetulus griseus (Chinese hamster) is the source of this 4509-nucleotide messenger RNA. The record is from RefSeq and is a predicted model, not a curated record. Lineage: Eukaryota; Metazoa; Chordata; Mammalia; Rodentia; Cricetidae.
GACCAAGAUCAUCUACCACCUGGACGGCCAGGAGACGCCGUACCUGGUGAAGCUGCCCCUGCCCGCCGAGCGCGUCACCUUGGCGGACUUUAAGGGCGUUCUGCAGCGGCCCAGCUAUAAGUUCUUCUUCAAGUCUAUGGACGACGAUUUUGGAGUGGUGAAGGAAGAGAUCUCAGACGACAAUGCCAAGCUGCCCUGCUUCAAUGGUCGGGUGGUGUCCUGGCUGGUAUCUGCUGAGGGUUCCCACCCAGAGCCAGCCCCAUUCUGUGCUGACAACCCAUCAGAGCUGCCACCUUCAAUGGAGCGCACAGGAGGCAUUGGGGACUCUCGACCCCCAUCCUUUCACCCUCAUGCUAGUGGAGGCAGCCAAGAAAACCUGGACAAUGACACGGAGACUGACUCCUUGGUGUCUGCCCAACGAGAGCGUCCCCGUCGGAGGGAUGGCCCAGAGCACGCAGCCCGGCUCAAUGGAACUGCGAAGGGGGAGCGGAGGCGAGAGCCAGGUGGCUAUGACAGUUCAUCUACCCUUAUGAGCAGUGAGCUGGAGACUACCAGCUUCUUUGACUCAGAUGAGGACGACUCCACCAGCAGGUUCAGCAGCUCCACAGAACAGAGCAGUGCCUCGCGCCUAAUGAGGAGACACAAGCGGCGGCGGCGGAAGCAGAAGGUCUCUCGGAUUGAGCGGUCUUCGUCCUUCAGCAGCAUCACAGACUCCACUAUGUCUCUCAAUAUCAUCACAGUUACUCUCAACAUGGAAAAGUAUAACUUCUUGGGCAUCUCCAUUGUGGGCCAAAGCAACGAGCGAGGUGAUGGAGGCAUCUACAUUGGCUCCAUCAUGAAGGGUGGGGCUGUGGCAGCCGAUGGACGCAUUGAACCAGGAGAUAUGCUGUUACAGGUGAAUGAGAUCAAUUUUGAGAACAUGAGUAAUGACGAUGCCGUCCGAGUACUUCGGGAGAUUGUACACAAACCAGGGCCCAUCACUCUGACUGUAGCCAAGUGCUGGGACCCAAGUCCACGUGGCUGCUUCACAUUACCGCGGAGUGAGCCCAUCCGGCCCAUCGACCCAGCAGCCUGGGUCUCUCACACUGCAGCCAUGACAGGCACCUUCCCUGCCUAUGGCAUGAGCCCCUCCCUGAGUACCAUCACCUCCACUAGCUCCUCCAUCACCAGCUCCAUCCCUGACACAGAACGCCUAGAUGACUUCCACCUCUCCAUCCACAGUGACAUGGCAGCCAUCGUAAAAGCCAUGGCCUCCCCUGAAUCAGGGUUGGAGGUUCGAGACCGCAUGUGGCUCAAGAUUACCAUUCCCAAUGCUUUCAUUGGCUCAGAUGUGGUGGACUGGCUGUACCACAACGUGGAAGGAUUCACGGACCGGCGGGAGGCCCGGAAGUACGCCAGCAACCUGCUGAAAGCUGGUUUCAUCCGCCAUACUGUCAACAAAAUCACCUUCUCUGAACAGUGCUACUAUAUCUUUGGUGACCUCUGUGGCAACAUGGCCAACCUGUCACUUCACGACCAUGAUGGCUCCAGCGGCGCCUCUGACCAGGACACCCUGGCUCCUUUGCCGCACCCAGGGGCUGCCCCUUGGCCUAUGGCUUUCCCUUACCAGUACCCACCACCUCCGCAUCCCUACAAUCCACACCCAGGCUUCCCAGAACUGGGCUACAGCUACGGUGGGGGUAGCGCCAGCAGUCAACACAGUGAAGGCAGUCGAAGCAGUGGCUCCAACAGAAGUGGCAGCGACCGGCGCAAGGAGAAGGACCCAAAAGCUGGGGACUCCAAAUCAGGUGGUAGUGGCAGCGAGUCAGACCACACUACACGCAGCAGUCUGAGAGGUCCACGGGAGCGGGCGCCAAGUGAGCGCUCAGGCCCAGCAGCCAGCGAGCACAGUCACCGCAGCCACCAUUCGCUGACCAGCAGCCUGCGCAGCCACCACACACACCCGAGCUAUGGCCCGCCCGGAGUGCCCCCUCUAUAUGGUCCCCCGAUGCUUAUGAUGACCCCACCACCUGCAGCCAUGGGGCCCCCAGGAGCCCCUCCAGGCCGUGACCUGGCCUCGGUGCCCCCGGAACUGACGGCCAGCAGACAGUCCUUCCGCAUGGCAAUGGGAAACCCCAGUGAGUUCUUUGUGGAUGUGAUGUGAUCAGGGCCCCUCUCCCGCUCCCACCCCCUGAGCCGGCUGCAUCCCUUUCUCCAUCAGUCGGUCUUUUUUUACUUUGGUACCUAAAAGGGAAAUAAAUGGAACUAACUGCUACUGCUUGCUGGUAGCAGCAAGGAUGAGGGGUCUCUACUCAUCCAUGCUACAGCCCCCUAACCUGCCUCUGUCCCAGCUGGUGCUUCUGCCCACUAACCAACACCUAUUCCACCCGGUUCCGGCUUCCCAGGAUUUUUCAUAUCCCUUGCUCUGCACUGCUGGUCUUACUUCCUGGUGCUCCACCCUCAUAUUUAGGAGCCGACCCCAGUGGUGUCACACCCUCAUUCCCACUCCCCGUCCAAACCCUUUUGCCUACCUCCUCAAGCAUGUAUACAGAGAUCUUGAUUUUACCCCACUAUACUGACACCAAAAAACGGCCUUUCCCUUCCUAACUGCCCCGUCCAUGGCUUUAGUCCUUCACCCUACAGCUGUAGCCACCUCUAGUAGGCAUCCAUGCUGUCUGUCCCUUCUUGGACCCAGCCCCAAUCAGAAGCCCAGAGAGCCACCCCCCUGGUGCCAGGGAAUAUCUGCUGGGUCUGAACCCCCAUCCAUGCCUGUCCUGUGUGCUGGUUCCCGCAGAUUUAACCCUACUAACCAACAGGCUCAUCUAAUUUCUAGGCCUGAAACAUUUUUUCUUCUUUUUCUUCCUUCAAAUUUCCCUGGGCCUGGAGCAGCCAAGAAUUUCGGGCUCUUUGACUUUCUGUGAGUCCCCAGGAAAGGGAGGCCCAGCCUCCAAGGAGACCAGGAACUCUGCUUCAGCAGCCCCUCAGGGCUUCCCAAGGAUGUCCAGCCCCCACACCCACACUGCAAGGUCACUAAGCUUCUGGGAAGGACCACAGCUUCACCCAAGCAUGACAGACCAUGUUCUUUCCAGAGAGAAGUAGAGAAGUUUUCUUUCCAUCCCUCAGACAGACAGACAUACGGACACACACACACACACACACACACACACACACACACACACACGUCUAUGCAAGUUUACUUGAGCCUCAGGGCUGGUCCCUGCCCAGAGGGCUGGACCCUUUCUCCAAGUCAUCUCCUAGAUAGUGGGGCUGGUCCCUAACUGCCCUCUCCCCUGCCUGCUUGCCCUGGAGCCUCCCAUACACGUUCUCAAUACAUUGGUACUUGGAUAAAGCCCAAGUUGGGGCUCCACAGAGGGCUCUCCAGUAACUGACAGGUUCUCUACUUCGCUCCUGCCCCCACAUGUCCUUAUCUGCUGCCCUGCCUUCAUCUUCACCAUGAUUCCUGAGAGCAGAGGCAGGAAGCACAGACCGUUGAAGUCACACAAGAGGACCACUGGGACUUCCAGACGGUUCCAGUUCUUUUUAAAAUUGUUUUCCACCUUACAUCACAAUUUUCUCUUUAAAACUCCACUACAAACUGUACUGACUUACCCAGACUCAUUUUCAGGGCAAGGGUGUCAGAGCCGGAGAUGUAGCUCUGUAGUAGAGUGCUUGCCUAGUGUGCCCUGGGGUUCAGUCCCCAGAAAAUGCCUCCCCCAUCAAGAUAUCCUUAGCCCACGCUUGAGGGCAAACUAAGGUAGGGAUAUUUUGACAUUCAUUCAUUUAACAAAUAUCUCCUAGGAUUUUAAUGAACAAAGGGCUAUGUUAGAAGCAUGACUCAGUCUUACCUGUCUCCAAUACCCUGACUCUGCCAUAUUCUCAAGAACCCCGCUACAGUGCUCACGCAUUGGAUGCCAGCGUUCCAUGAUCCCAUCUUUGAUUCACUGCUCUUUCUUUGCCAAAAUAGUGUCAUCCAUUCUCUUUUCAAUUGCUUUUGAUAUGCUGGCCAUUUCUAAACAUGAAUUUCCAACCCCAGCUUCCCCCACUCUUUAGAUCUCUUUAUUACCCACUGGACAUCUCCAGAGGCAUGUCCAUAUGUCCCUAGCCCAGUAUUAUUCCUCUUGAAUCCCUGCCCUGGUGACUUUCACCACAAUCUGCAUAGGCCCACCAGCCAGGAACAUUUAUGGGCUUAAAUUCCUUCUUCCUACAUGGUAUUAGUCAGCAUAUCACACCCUUCCACUCUGGCACUCUUUCUGAAGUUCAGCUGUUCCUCUCCUCCUUCUUAAUUUACAGAGCACGGGAUUUGGAGUCAGGUUGGUUUGGGUUUGAAUUCCAGCUCUACCAUUUUUGGUUGUGUAAUAGUUAUUUAACCUCUCUGGAGCCUCAGUCCUCCUGUAUGUAAAAUGAUGAUAAUAAUACCUACCUCACAGGGUUGUUGUGAGGAUUUAAAUUAGAUAUUGUACGAAAAGUGCCUAGCACAGUGCCUGGCACACAAUAGAGUAGGUGCUCAAUAAAUGGUAGCUAUUAUUAUUA